AUGGCAGAUCAACGAUCAGCAUUCGAAGCACGAAAGCACCAAGUAGUAUCCUCGCUUGUUGAAGCCUUGGAUCCUGAACGACGAGACAAAUCGCCCAAAGGAUUCAUUGACGCACCGAUCCUUGACUUGAUCCACACAAUCAAUGAGCACCCCGAUUACUACACCACUAGCAGCUGUUCCGGUCGUAUUGCUAUCUACUGUGAAGGCCUUGAAGAUGAUUGUGAUACGACAACUACCAAGGGUGGCACAUGGUUGUAUGUCACACAUGAUCCUGUCGAUAUUCCCCAUAAUGCUGAUAAUGAUUGGAUUCUACGAUUGCUAUUUGGACAAGAACGUGAUCGUGUUGUACUUGGUAGUGCAUGCGAUGAGCUUACAAGCACUUUGAUGAAUUGGCAAAUGAUUUACUUCAAGUUUGAGCCAUUGAUCCUUCAUGUGGAGUCGGCAUCGUUGGAAGCAUCCAUGCGUCUCAAUAGUCUGGCUUUUCAAGCAGGUUAUCAAAACAGUGGCAUCACACCUUCACGUACACGAGAAAUGUUGGCCAUCCGCAGUACUCACAAGUUGGAUACGCCUAUUGCCUAUAUUCAUCCAUCCACCAAGAGAAUCCAUUGCAUUGUCGAUCCCGGUUAUCUUUUCUUACUUAUGCACAUGUCCAAUGACAAGUUUUCUCAGAAUGCUGAUCGCAUGAAGCUCUUUGAAGAAGCCAUGAAGAAGGAAGUAACUGCCAAGAAGACUGAGUUGGCCACGGAGACAAAAGAGCAACGUAAGGAACGGAAACGAAGGGAAGGAUUGGCAAGAAGAGAGGCUUUGGCAAAAUUAGAUACCCCCAGGAAUAGCACACCUGAUGAUGCGAUUGAUAUGGGAAGUCUUUCUUUAGAAUAA
Lichtheimia ornata is the source of this 879-nucleotide messenger RNA. RefSeq lists its product as uncharacterized. The coding region runs from base 1 to 879 and encodes 292 amino acids. Lineage: Eukaryota; Fungi; Mucoromycota; Mucoromycetes; Mucorales; Lichtheimiaceae. Gene Ontology annotation, biological process: tRNA methylation. Gene Ontology annotation, cellular component: cytoplasm. Gene Ontology annotation, molecular function: tRNA methyltransferase activity. The transcript has 2 exons. The record is from RefSeq and is a predicted model, not a curated record.